CCCAGGAGCCGCCGGAGCCUUUGUCUCUUGCCGCAGCGGCGCGGCGGUGGCGGUGUUGCCCGCUUUCUCCCCGGCGGAGGGAGGGCAGGUGGCUGUGCCGCAGCGUCCGCCGCCCUGUGACCUGCGGGGACUGGGAGAUCUGCAGGGAGGAUGCCGGGACAUCGCGGAAGCCGGGAGAUGGAACUGUUGACAUUCAGGGAUGUGUCCAUAGAAUUCUCCUUGGAGGAGUGGGAUUGCCUGGACCCUGCUCAGUGGAAUUUGUAUAGGGAUGUGAUGUUAGAGAACUACAGAAACCUGUUCUCCCUGGGUCUUGCAGCCUCUAAGCCAGACCUGAUCACCUGUCUGGAGCAAAGGAAAGAGCCCUGGAAGGUGAAGAGACAUGAGACAGUAGCAGAACACCCAGCUAUGUCUUCUCAUUCCACCCAAGAGUGUUUGCCAGAGCAGCACAUAAAUGUUGUAUUCCAAAAAGUGAUACUGAGAAGAUAUGGAAGCUGUGGCCUUGAGAAUGUGAACUUAAAGGACUGGAAAAGUGUAGGUGAGUGUAAGGAGCAGAAAGGAUGUUAUCAUGGACUUAACCAAUGCUCAAAAACUACUCAGAGCAAAAUCUUCCAAUGUAAUAAAUGUUUGAAAGUCUUCAGAAAAUUGUCAAAUCUAAAUAGACAUAAGAUGAGACAUACUGUAGAGAAAUCUUUUAAAUGUAAAGAACAUGAGAAAGCCUUUAAACAAUGCUCACAUAUUACUGAACGUAAGAGAAUUUAUGAUGGAAAGAAAUGUUACAAAUGUGAAGAAUGUGGCAAAGUCUUUAAUCAGUGCUCCUACCUUACUAAACAUAAGAGAAUUCAUACUGGAGAGAAACCCUACAAAUGUGAAAAAUGUGGCAAAGCCUUUAAUCAGUGCUCAUACCUUACCAAACAUGAGAGAAUCCAUACUGGAGAGAAACCCUACAAAUGUGAAGAAUGUGGCAAAGCCUUUAAUCAGUGCUCAUACCUUACCAAACAUGAGAGAAUUCAUACUGGAGAGAAACCCUACAAAUGUGAAGAAUGUGGCAAAUCUUUUAACCGGUGCUCACACCUUACUAUACAUAAGCGAAUUCAUACCAGAGAAAAACCCUAUGAAUGUGAAGAAUGUGGCAAAGCCUUUAAUCAAUGCUCAUACCUUACUAAACAUAAGAGAAUUCACAUCGGAGAGAAACCCUACAAAUGUGAAGAAUGUGGCAAAGCCUUUCACUGGUACUCAGACCUUACUAUACAUAAAAGAAUUCAUACAGGAGAAAAACCCUACAAAUGUGAAGAAUGUGGCAAAGCCUUUAAUCAGUUCUCAUAUCUUACUAAACAUAAAAGAAUUCAUACUGGAGAGAAACCCUACAAAUGUGAAGAAUGUGGCAAAGCCUUUCACUGGUACUCAGACCUCUCUGUACAUAAAAGAAUUCAUACAGGAGAGAAACCCUACAAAUGUGAACAAUGUGGCAAAGCCUUUAAUACAUGCUCAUACCUUACUAAACAUAAAAGAAUUCAUACAGGAGAGAAACCCUACAAAUGUGAACAGUGUGGCACAGCCUUUAACCAGUGCUCAUACCUUACUGCACAUAAGAUAGUUCAUACAGGAGAUAAACCCUACAAAUGUGGAGAAUGUGGCAAAGCCUUUAGCCAGUGCUCAUACCUUACUGCACAUAAGAGAAUUCAUACUGGAGAGAAACCCUACAAAUGUGAGGAAUGUGGCAAAGCCUUUAAUUGGUGCUCAGAUCUUACUAUGCAUAAGAGAAUUCAUACCAGAGAAAAAUCUUAAGAAUGUAAAGAAUGUGGCAAAGCUUUUAUCCAGUACUCACCUUUCUGUGUAUAAGAGAAUUCCUACAGGAGAGAGACCCUACAAAUGGAAAGCCUUUAAUAAAUGUUUGUUCACAUAUUACUCAACAUCAGAGAGUCAUACUGGGUACAAGUUAUAUAAAUUUAACAACUGUCAAAGUACCUUUCAGAAAAUAAAAGUCGGCCGGGCGCGGUGGCUCACGCCUGUAAUCCUAGCACUCUGGGAGGCUGAGGCGGGUG
Molecule: messenger RNA, 2042 nt
Organism: Lemur catta (Ring-tailed lemur)
Lineage: Eukaryota; Metazoa; Chordata; Mammalia; Primates; Lemuridae
Product: zinc finger protein 682-like
Exons: 4
Coding region: 151-1785 (544 amino acids)
Biological process (GO): negative regulation of transcription by RNA polymerase II
Molecular function (GO): DNA-binding transcription repressor activity, RNA polymerase II-specific
Source: RefSeq, a predicted model, not a curated record